Alternaria metachromatica is the source of this 495-nucleotide messenger RNA. RefSeq lists its product as uncharacterized. NCBI's taxonomy places the organism in Eukaryota, Fungi, Ascomycota, Dothideomycetes, Pleosporales, Pleosporaceae. The transcript has a single exon. The record is from RefSeq and is a predicted model, not a curated record. The coding region runs from base 1 to 495 and encodes 164 amino acids.
AUGAGUUCCGGAAGCGAGGCCACUUUGAUGAAUCCAGAGAACGAGCCCGCGACGGUGCAACGCGCAACCCCAGAGCAGGAAUUUGCGUUGACCCUCAGACACCUCGUUCAAAAGGAUGCGGUGCAAUACGACCAUUCCAAAGACCUAUCGACGUGGGCAAUGGGCCCCAUGGCUAUUGUCGAGGUCGAAGAGAUCGAUCCUCCCAGUCGAACCGGAUCCGGGGAUAAGGCUGACCCCUCCGCCCGAGUUGAGUUGAGUGCCGAGGCUCCAAUCUGUAGCGAUACCGACUCCUGGAACGAGCCAGCCUUUUACUACGACGAGAUCGAAUGGAAGCUCGAAGAGGAAGCCUCCAGCUACCGCGCUGAUAUCUGUGACGAAGCCGAGACCAUCGUUUCCACAGGCGACGAGACGGACUUCAAGGACCGCGUUGCAACGAACAUCCUAGCAAAAGCUGUGUACGAGGAGAGUGAUAGCAAUACGGUGAAUGGCGGGUAA